Molecule: messenger RNA, 1158 nt
Organism: Daldinia caldariorum
Lineage: Eukaryota; Fungi; Ascomycota; Sordariomycetes; Xylariales; Hypoxylaceae
Exons: 2
Coding region: 256-1104 (282 amino acids)
Source: RefSeq, a predicted model, not a curated record
AGACCCAGCACGCAGACACGUGCUGUUUCCAAGUAUCUCCUUCGCUCGUUGUAAUUGCUCUUGCUCUUGCUCUUGCAUUCAGUUUAUAUUAGGUGCAUACAUUAGGUUACGUAUAAUACAUAAUCCCGUACCUAGAAGUAUUUGUGCAGGUAAUCUCCAACCUCAUGUCAUAACUAUUAUCAUCACUCAACCCUGUCAAAUCUUCAAAAAUUCUUAACACCAAGAUAAUUACCCCGCCAUUAACUACACUACACUAUGGCUGGUAAGAAGAUUGAACUGCAACGGGAAAACAUCAAGGGGGGUAUUCUUACCGACGACACCGUCUUCAAUACCCUCAACGACUAUCUCCAACUAGACAGUCCCGUCUCCGCUGCGCAAGUAGCUGCCUCCAUAGCAAAACUUGUACCGGAGCCGGAGAACGGCAGCAAGACUUUGGGCGACGGCUUCUUUUUCGGCCUGUGGCAAGACAUCAUUUCUGUCGUAGAGCAGAUACCGCACGACCACGUCGCACAGGAUAAGCUUGUCAGUGUUCUAAGAGGGCUGACUCUAUUGUCUGAUACGGGAAUCACUGUGAAUGAAUCCCGGCUCUGGGUUGACCUUCCAUUUCUGGGAGCCGCCUUUAGGGAAUAUCUUAAUGGACCUGGUAGAUCGAAGGCCAAGGAGGAACAAAUUCGUAUCGAUCAAGCCUGGAUACGGUUCCACGCUUUCUCCGCCAGGCUCAUGGGUGCAGCGGUGAUCCACUGGCAGAACCAGCCGAUAUGGAUGCUGCGCGACGCGCUCGAGGAGGAGAAGAAUCCACCCAAGAGCAGCGACUUGGACAGGGACUUGGUGACCGCAGCAAUGUAUAUCGAAUUCUCCGGCCCGGUCCUCGUCGAAGCGUUGGCCGCGAACCCGGCCCCGGAGCUCUCCAACGAGAACCGCCGACUGCUCAAGGGCGGGUCACUUUUCCGUGGUGAACCGGGUUUGCGGUUGGACCGCUGGUCGUUUUGGACGAGGAGAUUCAAAGAGGAGGCGGAGAAGACGAGCACCCCAGAAGCGAGGGAUAUCGCUUUACGAGCUGCUCGGUUGAUGGAGGUUUGGGGUGAGACCAGGUUGAAACCCUAAGUAGGAUAGAUAGGUACCUAGACAACAGCGAGGAAUAAAACACCUACCUAAUCU